Molecule: messenger RNA, 1063 nt
Organism: Manduca sexta (tobacco hornworm)
Lineage: Eukaryota; Metazoa; Arthropoda; Insecta; Lepidoptera; Sphingidae
Gene: CPH8
Product: cuticle protein 16.5
Exons: 1
Coding region: 87-974 (295 amino acids)
Source: RefSeq, a predicted model, not a curated record
GGAGAAUGCGAGUCGAAUUUAUCAGUCGGCCGUGCACGGUUUGAAGUGAUCUAGUUCGUCAGAAAAAAACACAGACCACGUUCAAAAUGAAAUCGAUGGUGGUGUUUUUCGCUCUUGCCGCCGUGGCUUGCGGGUCGUAUGUGGCGCAGCCGGCGCACCACGCCGCACUUGUGCUGGACCCGCACGGCCGUCCCCUGGAUACCGCGGAGGUGAUCAACGCUCGCGCCCUGCACUACCAAGCUAAGGCUCUGGAGCCUCAGUUCGCCCACGGAGUCGCAGCAAUCGCUCCUGUUGCCGUCGCUCCCGUUGCUCACGCCGUUGCUCCUGUGGCUCACGCCGUUGCCGCCCCCGUGGUUUCGUACGCCGGCCCCGCUGCUGCCGUGUCCCACCAGUCCCGUGUGGACGUGCGCACCAGCCACGCUGUCGCCGCUCCCGUCAUCGCCCACGCCGCUCCCGUCAUCGCCGCCGCCCCGGUGCUCGCGCACGGUGCUGCCCCUCUGCUGGCGCACGGUGCCGCCCCUCUUUUGGCGCACUCUGCUCUUGGUCACGGCGCUCACGGACACUACCUUAAGAAACGUUCCUUGGGUCACUUCGGCCACGCAUACGCCGUGCCCGCCAUUGCUCCGGCCGCCGUGUCCCACCAGUCCCGCGUGGACGUGAUCAACAGCCCGGCCGUGGUGGCGCACGCUGUCGCCGCUCCCGUGGUCGCGCACGCCGCCGUCGCUGCCCCAGUGGUGGCGCACGCUGCCCUCGCCGCCCCUGCCGUCGCCGUAGCUCCGGCUGCCGCCGUCUCGCACCAGUCUCGCGUUGACGUGCGCACCAGCCCCGCUAUCGUUGCCCAUGUGGCUGCCGCUCCCCUGGCUCACAGCGUGGUCGCCGCCCCUGUCGCUCACGCUGGUCUCCUGCACGCCGCUCCCCUUGCCCACGCUGGACUCUUGCACGGUGCUCAUGGCCAUCUUGCCCACGGUUGGUGAAGAACGAAUCUGACGAACACCUAAGAAUAAUACUACUAGGGAAUAAAAAAAGCAAAAAAAAAUAUUUAUGAAUAAAUAAAUUAUCCAAU